AUGGAACACCCCGUCGGCGCCGUCGUGACGAGGCUCUGUCUGACACACCGCUGGUCAGCCGGUUGGUGGUGGAACGUCGCAUCGACAUCGUCUAGACGAGGCUCCGCCUGGUACGCCGUUGAUCAGCCGGUGGGAUGGAUCUCCGAAUUGGCACCGUCGACACGCGCACAUCUGGUGCACCGUAGGAGACCGCAGGCUUGCGGCAAUGCCGUAAGCCAUUGGCAAAUUCGAGUCGUUCUUCCACUGCCAAAAAAACUCGUGGCCCACAGUGGAGUUCGGCCGCGCCGGCACAUCAAGCAGCCCCUAUUCAGGGGUCAGGGCACUGCUUCCUUCGGGGGGGCCUGGAAAAGCUGGCCUAAAAAUUGCUGGGGAACCACGUCGUCUGCUGGCGCACCGUGGUCGCAGACGCAAAACUCACGGUCGAAACAAUCAAACUCGAAACAACAACAACAACCAUACUCAUUCUCCUCAUCCUACCUCUUUUACCUCUACCUCCGUCUAUUCGUCUGCCUAUUCUUCUCCUUCGUCAUCUUCUUCUCCACCUCCUUCCCAUCGCCCCACUCGUUUUCCCCAGACUGACAGGGUGAGCCCGCUCACUCUGGCAGCCUGGAAUGUUCGUUCCCUUUUAGACAAUCCGAGGAGCAACCGACCGGAACGGAGGACGGCGCCUGUGGCACGAGAACUGGCGCGCUACAAGGUGGACAUCGCCGCACUCAGCGAGACCCGAUUCUCCGAACAAGGCCAACUGGAGGAGGUGGGUGUCGGUUAUACCUUCUUCUGGAGUGGCCGACCCAGGGCAGAGCGACGAGACGCGGGCGUCGCUUUCGCCAUCCGGACCGACAUCGUGAGACGACUGCCCUGUUUGCCGCAGGGCAUCAACGAUCGCCUGAUGAGCCUCCGCCUGCCUCUCUGGGGAGGCAAAUUCGCCACCAUCAUCAGCGCCUACGCUCCGACGAUGACCAACGCCGACGCCGUCAGAGACAAAUUCUACGAGGACCUGCACGCCCUCUUGGCGACUGUGUCGAAGGCGGACAAGUUGAUUGUCCUUGGUGACUUCAACGCCCGCGUCGGCGCAGACCAUACUGCCUGGAGGGGAGUGCUGGGUCCCCACGGUCUCCGCGGCUCCAACGACAACGGCCUGCUUCUCCUCCGCACCUGCGCAGAACACCGCCUCACCCUGACGAAUACCUUCUUCUGUCUGAAGGUGCGAGAGAAGGCCACCUGGAGGCAUCCUCGGUCGCGUCAGUGGCACCUGCUGGACUAUGUCCUCGUCCGGAGGCGAGAUCAGCGGGACGUGCUGGUGACGAAGGCGAUCGCGGGUGCUGACGGGUGGACCGACCAUCGCCUCGUCAUCUCGAAGAUGCGUAUUCGCCUACAGCCUCGCAGGAGACCACAAGGUAAGCGACCCCCAGGUAAGCUGAAUGCUGCCUUGUUGUCUUUGCCUGCUCACCGUCUCCAUUUCAGCAAUGAGCUAGCUCAACGGCUAGACAACCUUCCUAUCGCUGCUGCCGCCCACGACGCCGCCGCCGCUGCCGAGACCGCCUCCGUGGAGAACCGCUGGUGUCAACUGCGUGACACAGUCCAGUCGACGGCGCUCGCCGUCCUCGGUCGCGCUCCCCGCCAACACCAGGACUGGUUCGACGACAACGACGCUGCCAUCAGAUAUCUGCUUGCCGAGAAGAACCGCCUACACAAAGCCUACGUAGAGCACCCAACUGAGGGCAACAAAGCUGCCUUCUACCGCAGUCGCCGACAGCUUCAGCAACGACUGCGCGAGAUGCAGGACGCCUGGACUGCUCGCAAAGCUGAGGAGAUCCAAGGCUACGCGGACCGCAACGAUUGGAAGAACUUCUUCUCCCCUAUCAAAGCUGUCUACGGUCCGCCGACGAAGGGCACUGCUCCUCUCCUCAGCGCCGACGGCAGCACUCUCCUGACUGAGAAGACGCAAAUCCUGCAGCGAUGGGCCGAGCACUUCCGAGGCGUCCUCGGAAGUGUGGGCAAGGGAGUGUGUUGUCACGCCUAG
Molecule: messenger RNA, 2023 nt
Organism: Spirometra erinaceieuropaei
Lineage: Eukaryota; Metazoa; Platyhelminthes; Cestoda; Diphyllobothriidea; Diphyllobothriidae
Source: the annotation of a GenBank genome assembly